This is a messenger RNA of Periconia digitata, 3291 nucleotides long. The record is from the annotation of a GenBank genome assembly. Lineage: Eukaryota; Fungi; Ascomycota; Dothideomycetes; Pleosporales; Periconiaceae.
AUGGGUGAAUCUCAACUACUACCUUCGGUCGAGGAGUCUGCUCCUCAGGAUACAGAACCUCCUAUACGACCGUAUAAUGGCAACAACACUACACCCCCACCCCAACCCCAACCAUCCGUUGCUCCCCACAGUGACGGAAGUCCUUCCCCAUCAUUCGCGGCUUGGCACACCAUUACUGCCAUACAAGCAGCCGCAAGAUUGGAUGUGGACAUCAGCAAUGGCCUCACUGCAGAUGAAGCAGCAGCUCGCCUUUUCCACUAUGGAUAUAACAAGGUUAAAGGAGCUGAAGGGCUAUCCUUGUGGUCGAUUUUCUUAAGGCAGGUGUCCAACAGUCUCACUCUCGUGCUGGUCAUUACCAUGGGAUUGAGCUUUGGCAUCAAUGAUUACAUCGAAGGAGGCGUCAUCACCGCAGUCAUCCUCCUCAACAUUGUUGUUGGUUUCUGGCAAGACUACAAAGCAGAGAAGACUAUAGAGUCCCUCAAAAAACUAACUGCCCCUGACUCCACCGUCGUUCGUGGUGGAGAAACUAUCAAAAUUCGAGCGACUGAUCUCGUACCUGGCGACAUCGUUCUAUUGGACACUGGAAACAUCAUUCCAGCUGACCUUCGCCUUAUCGAUGGCAUGAACUUCGCUACUGACGAGGCUUUCCUCACUGGUGAAUCGGAGCCUAUUGAGAAGAAUUCUUCUCUGGUAUUCGAUGACGAGGAUUUGGACCUUGGCGACCGGACCAAUUUGGCUUUCUCUGGCAGCAAAAUGACCAGAGGUCGCGGGUCCGGAAUAGUCGUAGCUACCGGCAUGAAGACUGAAGUUGGCAACAUCGCAAACAUGCUUCGCCAACAAGAUGUAGAGCCCGAACAACGAUCCAUGCCCCAAAAGGUGCUGUAUAAGAUUACCACAUACGGAAAGAACAUUCUAGGGCUCAAGGGUACCCCGUUACAGGUCACCUUGAGUAAGUUUGCUCUACUGCUCUUCGGCCUCGCUAUUCUCUUGGCUAUCAUCGUCUUUUCAGCGAGUAAAUUUCAGGUUGGUGGCGAAGUACUCAUAUACGGUAUAUGUGUCGCUGUGGCUGUGAUCCCAGAGUCUCUCAUUGCCGUGCUCACCAUCACUAUUGCUGUCGGCGCCAAAGCAAUGGCGAAAGCAAAUGUCAUCAUAAGAGUCUCCUCCGCCAUUGAAGCAGUGGGAGGUGUAACCAACAUCUGCUCCGACAAGACUGGAACUCUGACCCAAGGUCGCAUGAUUGGAAGGAAAGCCAUAAUUCCCGGCUUUGGUACUGUUGCUGUCGAGGGGACCGAUAAUCCUCACGACCCCACCAGUGGAUACCUGACCCUGGACGGCUCCCGUCUUGGCAUCGAUGACUACGUGGGGAACGAAGUAUCCAAUCGUUUCUUCCGAACAAUCGCUCUCUGCAACCAGUCCAAAGUGGAACAAUUGGUAGACUCAUCUCCUUCUGGCGACAUCAAAGCUGCCAAGAAAGAGAAAGCCAUCAAUGAACGAAAUGCCAGUGAUGUCGACGACGGUACAGAUGUUUCUACCAUUCAAUCAGCCACCAAUACCCGCCCUACUACAGCCUCUAGCUUGACUGGGAAUCUUUCCGGUCCAUGGCAAGCCUUUGGCGACCCCACUGAGAUUGCACUCCACGUUUUGGCCAUGCGCCUGAAUAUGGGGAAGCAAGAUCUGCUCUCGAAACUCGACAUCGACCUGGCCGCUGAAUUCCCCUUCGAAUCCUCAGUCAAGAAGAUGACAGUGGUUUAUGAAGACAAGCGAGCCGGGCACUACGACGUUUACACCAAAGGUGCCGUGGAAUUCAUGUCCCCUGUUUUGGACAUUACAGCCGAAGAAAAGGAAAAUAUCAACCAAAUGGCUGAAAGCAUGGCUAACGAAGGCCUACGUGUCCUCUGCAUUGCUCACAAGACGCUGUCACUCGGAACGGACUUGCAACAUCGUGCAAGCGUCGAGACACAACUCAAAUUCAUCGGUCUGGUCGCCAUCUAUGAUCCCCCUCGUCUCCAGUCCCGGGGAGCAGUCUUGGAAUGCCAAAUCGCAGGAAUCACCGUGCAUAUGCUCACGGGUGAUCAUCCGGGAACCGCUGAAGCUAUCGCGCGCGAAGUUGGUAUUCUUGACAACUCUUUGCCCAAGGAAGUAACACAUAAACGCGUAAUGAUCGCCCGGGAUUUCGAUGCUUUGAGCGAAGCGGAAAUCGAUCAAAUGGAUGAACUUCCCUUGGUUGUCGCCCGUUGCAGUCCUGCCACUAAAGUCAAGAUGGUGGACGCUCUUCAUCGACGAAAAUGUUUCUGUGUUAUGACUGGAGAUGGCGUCAACGAUUCACCGGCCUUGAAGAAAGCCGACGUCGGUAUUGCUAUGGGUACUGGGAGCGACGUUGCGAAAGACGCCGCCAAGAUGGUCUUGACCGACGACAACUUCGCAUCUAUUGUUAAGGCUGUCGAAGAAGGGCGUCGCUUGUUCGACAACAUUCAAAAGUUCUUGAUGCACUUGCUCAUAUCGAACAUUGCACAGGUCAUACUCCUCCUGAUCGGUCUUGCUUUCAAAGACAACGAGAACUUCUCCACGUUUCCACUCUCCCCCAUUGAGAUUCUCUGGGUCAACCUCAUCACCAGUUCGUUCCUCGCCAUUGGUCUUGGACUGGAAGAAGCACAACCUGAUACCAUGUUCCGUCCGCCACACAGCCUCAAGACUGGCGUCUUCACUGCCGAGCUCAUCACCGACAAGUUCAUCUACGGUUUCUUCAUGGGCAGCUUGUGCUUGAUGAGUUACGCACUGGUAGCGUACGUGGGGCCUGAUCCAGCGGGUCUUGGUCUCGGGCAUGGUUGCAACGACGACUGGAAUGAGAGCUGUGGUGUCGUCUUCCGCGCUCGUGCUACCACCUACACUACCAUCACGCUACUCUUGCUGGUGACUGCCUGGGAAGUCAAGCACUUCUCCCGAUCUCUCUUCAAUAUGUACCCCGAGAGCGGUGAACGUCGCGGUCUUUCUAUCUUUUCAGCAGUGUGGCGCAAUCGCUUCCUGUUUUGGGCAGUAACUGCCGGAUUCACCAUCUUGUUCGCCCUCAUAUACUUACCAGUCAUCAACCGAGAAGUGUUCAAGCAUGGAUCAAUCACGUGGGAAUGGGGCAUCAGCUUCGGGUGCGUCGCAAUUUACGUUGCGGCCAUUGAAAGCUGGAAAGCCAUCAAAAGGAGUUUCGGCAUCUGGAGCGGUAAGCACAAGGUGCUCAGCCGCGAGGAUGCUGAAAAUCGCGUGGGAAUGACCCAACCAGGAGAGAAAAGCAGCAAGUAA